GGUACAGUCCUUUUCUCGACGCUCAAUGGUUGGCGCCGGGUGGUGUCCACAUGGCUUUCUGAGUAAAAUCCUCCUUUCUUACUAAAUAUUACGAUUCUUUUCAUUGACCGAACAAAAAAAAUUACAUCAAUGCGUGAAACAGAGGAUAUGGAGGCCGAGAUGGACUUUGAUGAUGGCGAAGAGCCUUCAUUCAGUGAUCCAGAGGAUUUCGAGGAUGACUUAAGUGACCAGGAGCUUUUGGAAGAUCUCCUCGGGGAAAAACCUCAGGAGGCAGAUGGCAUUGACUCCGUUAUAGUGGUGGACAAUGUGCCCCAGGUUGGACCAGAACGUUUGGAGAAACUAAAAAAUGUAAUCCACAAGAUCUUCUCUAAAUUUGGCAAAAUCACCAAUGAGUUUUACCCUGACACUGAGGGCAAAACCAAGGGGUAUAUAUUUUUGGAGUAUUCUGCACCUUCUCAUGCACAGGAAGCAGUGAAGAAUGCAGAUGGCUACAAAUUGGAUAAACAGCACACUUUCCGUGUCAACCUUUUCACAGAUUUUGAUAAGUACAUGAAUAUCAGUGAUGAAUGGGAAGCACCAGAGAAGCAGCCAUUUAAAGAUUUUGGUAAUCUGCGCCACUGGAUGGAGGAUCCUGAUUGUCGUGAUCAGUACAGUGUGAUUUAUGAAGCUGGUGAAAGGACAGGCAUAUUUUCCAAUGAUGCCAAAGAUGCAAUCACAGUGGAAGAGCGAGCGCGCUGGACCGAAACUUACGUGCGCUGGUCUCCCAAGGGUACCUAUCUCGCUACAUUCCAUCAGAGGGGCAUUGCAUUGUGGGGUGGGGAGAAGUUCAAGCAGAUCCAGAGGUUCAGCCACCAGGGUGUGCAGCUCAUUGACUUCUCUCCCUGCGAAAGGUAUGUGGUCACCUUUAGUCCCCUCAUGGACACGAAAGACGACCCCCAAGCAAUCAUCAUAUGGGAUGUCCUGACUGGACAGAAGAAGCGAGGCUUCCACUGUGAGAGCUCUGCCCACUGGCCCAUUUUUAAAUGGAGCAAUGAUGGGAAGUUCUUUGCCAGAAUGUCUCAGGAUACGCUCAGCAUCUAUGAGACACCUUCCAUGGGUCUCUUGGAUAAGAAGAGUCUGAAGAUCAAUGGUAUUAAGGACUUCUCUUGGUCACCUGGUGACAACAUCAUUGCCUUCUGGGUCCCAGAAGACAAAGACAUCCCGGCAAGGGUGACUCUCAUGCAGCUUCCAACCAGGAAUGAGAUCCGGGUGCGCAAUCUGUUCAACGUUGUGGACUGCAAGCUCCACUGGCAGAAAAAUGGCGACUACCUGUGUGUUAAAGUCGACAGGACCCCCAAAGGCACACAGGGGGUUGUCACCAACUUUGAGAUUUUCCGGAUGAGGGAGAAGCAGGUCCCUGUGGAUGUGGUUGAGAUGAAGGACAGCAUCAUUGCGUUUGCCUGGGAGCCCAAUGGCAGCAAGUUUGCUGUGCUUCAUGGCGAGUCUCCCAGAAUCAACGUUUCUUUUUACCAUGUCAAGAGCAAUGGGAAGAUUGAUCUGAUCAAAAUGUUCGACAAACAGCAAGCAAACAGCAUUUUCUGGAGUCCCCAGGGUCAGUUCUUGGUGUUGGCUGGAUUGAGGAGCAUGAACGGUGCUUUAGCUUUUGUGGACACCUCAGACUGCACCAUGAUGAACAUCGCCGAACACUACAUGGCCUCAGACGUGGAGUGGGACCCCACCGGUCGCUUCUUGGUGACCUCUGUCUCCUGGUGGAGCCACAAGGUGGACAAUGCCUACUGGCUGUGGACCUUCCAGGGCCGCCUGCUGCAGAAGAACAACAGGGAUCGCUUCUGCCAGCUGCUGUGGAGGCCACGGCCCCCCGUCCUCCUGUCCCAGGAGCAGAUCAAAACCAUCAAGAAGGACCUGAAGAAAUACUCCAAGAUAUUCGAGCAGAAAGAUCGUCUCAGUCAAUCCAAGGCCUCCAAGGAACUGAUUGACAAGAGACGUAACAUGAUGGACGAGUACCGCCAGUAUCGUGACGCUGCCCAAAAGGUGUACCAGGAGCAGAAACUUCUCCGUCUGGAGCUCAGAGGAGGAGUGGACACCGAUGAACUGGACAGCAAUGUGGAUGACUGGGAGGAGGAGACCAUUGAGUUUUUCAUCAAUGAAGAAGUUAUUCCCUUCGGCGAGCUGUAGUCCUAGGACCAGCUUGGUGAUUUGGAGAGGAAUUGGUGUGGAUUUCAAAAGCAUCAGUUGUCUCUCUCUGGGCCUCGGGGAAUCUCUUCAAGCCUAUAAUAAUCCUUGUCUUGUAGAAUUGCCAUCGAUCACUAGUGCCUUUUAAUAUUGGUGGCUGCUGUGGGAGAGUCGUGAAGCCUCUGUGGAUUUGCUCCUCUGGCACCUACUCCAGUUCCAACAGGACCUCACUCUGUCUCCAACACUUUGGACCCCAUCUGGACACAGUCUGCUCUGUUGAGGGUUUUAAAAUCUCAAUUGUUUAAUCCUUUUUUCAGUGAUUGAGUUGAUUUUUUUUUUUCACCUCUGUCUCUUCUUUCAUAAUAUCAAAGGCUGUGGCCAUGUCACGACGUGCCAUGAACUUUUUUUACACCACAGAGUGGAAAGAAAAGUGUUGGUCUCAGACAUUUUUCCGCGAAGAUAAAAUGUGGUCUAGUGUGCCGACAUGGCACUACAGUGGGCUAUACCCUCCCCCUUUCAGAUUACCUUAUAUUAAAAUGUGCACGAAGAUGAAUAAAGAAUAUACUUACAAAUGUA
Molecule: messenger RNA, 2748 nt
Organism: Alosa alosa (allis shad)
Lineage: Eukaryota; Metazoa; Chordata; Actinopteri; Clupeiformes; Clupeidae
Gene: eif3ba
Product: eukaryotic translation initiation factor 3, subunit Ba
Exons: 19
Coding region: 130-2175 (681 amino acids)
Biological process (GO): translational initiation
Cellular component (GO): eukaryotic translation initiation factor 3 complex
Molecular function (GO): RNA binding; translation initiation factor activity; translation initiation factor binding
Source: RefSeq, a predicted model, not a curated record